AGGGGCGCCUGCGCUUUGCAAUCAAAGAGACGGCGGCCUUGACAACUUGAGCCUUGUGUGCCGUAGAAGAAGGGGAGGGGGAGUGAGUAGCGACGCUGGCGCAUGCGUGGUAGCGGCGAGCGCGGGGGGCUCGGGUGGAGAGAGCCGCUGCCGCCGCCGCCGCCGCCGCCCGCCCGGACCCUGAGAGGAUUCCCUUGUUCUUGCGCCUUUGCUGCCGUCACCGUCGCCGCCUGGGCCUGCUAAGCCGCCACUGCCGCCGCCGGAGUCCCGGCCCCUCCCCUGGGGAGGCAGGAGGGUCCCGGGAGCCGACGGAACAGGCAGGACCAUGUCCGGGCGCGGCCAGGGCGGCAAGCUGCCCACGACGGAGCGCAUCGUGAAGGCUGUUCCAUUCCCUCCCACGCAGCGGCUAACCCUGAAGGAAGUUUUUGAGGAUGGGAAACCCAGGUUAGAAGUAUUAAAGAACCACUUGGUAAAAGAAGGGCGCCUGGAAGAGGAUGCAGCGCUGAAGAUAAUCAAUGACGGAGCUGCCAUUCUGAGGCAUGAGAAGACAAUGAUUGAAGUAGAGGCUCCAAUCACAGUGUGUGGUGACAUUCACGGGCAGUUCUUUGACCUUAUGAAGUUGUUUGAAGUUGGAGGAUCACCCAAUAACACUCGCUACCUCUUCCUGGGCGACUACGUGGACAGAGGCUACUUCAGUAUAGAGUGUGUUCUGUAUUUAUGGAGUUUAAAGAUAAACCAUCCCAAAACACUUUUCCUACUCCGAGGGAACCAUGAGUGCAGGCACCUCACAGAAUACUUCACCUUUAAACAGGAAUGUCGAAUUAAGUACUCAGAGCGGGUAUAUGAUGCAUGCAUGGAUACAUUUGACUGUCUUCCUCUUGCUGCCCUUUUGAACCAGCAAUUUCUGUGUGUACAUGGAGGGCUGUCUCCAGAAAUCACAUGUCUUGAUGACAUUAGGAAAUUAGACAGGUUUAAGGAGCCUCCAGCUUUUGGUCCAAUGUGUGACCUGCUGUGGUCUGAUCCAUCAGAGGAUUAUGGCAGUGAGAAGACGCUGGAACAUUUUACCCACAACACUGUUCGAGGUUGCUCCUAUUUCUACAGUUAUCCUGCGAUUUGUGAAUUUUUGCAAAAUAAUAAUUUGUUAUCUGUGAUCCGAGCACAUGAAGCCCAGGAUGCCGGAUACCGAAUGUACAGGAAGAGCCAAACUACAGGUUUUCCAUCCCUAAUCACAAUCUUUUCUGCACCAAAUUAUCUAGAUGUCUAUAACAACAAGGCUGCUGUGCUGAAGUAUGAAAACAAUGUCAUGAACAUCAGGCAGUUCAACUGUUCUCCCCACCCUUACUGGCUUCCAAAUUUCAUGGAUGUUUUUACAUGGUCUUUGCCUUUCGUAGGGGAAAAGGUUACAGAGAUGCUGGUUAAUAUCCUCAACAUCUGCUCUGACGAUGAGCUGAUUUCAGAUGGAGAUGAAACAUUGGAAGAUAACUACAUUUCAAGCUAUCCGAAAGGAGGCACAACUGUCCGUAAAGAGAUCAUCAGGAAUAAGAUCAGGGCCAUUGGGAAGAUGGCACGUGUCUUCUCAGUUCUUCGAGAGGAGAGUGAGAGCGUGCUGACGCUCAAAGGCCUGACUCCUACAGGGACUCUUCCCCUGGGAGUCCUCUCAGGGGGAAAGCAGACUCUACAGACUGCCACAGUAGAAGCCGUAGAGGCACGGGAAGCCAUCCGUGGAUUUUCACCACAGCACAAGAUCCGCAGCUUUGAAGAAGCCAGGGGCCUGGACCGCAUUAAUGAGCGCAUGCCACCACGCAAGGAUUCAAAGCACCCUGACGGGCCGGUGAACUUAACCUCAACAAACUCUGCGGACAAGAACGGGACGGGGAAGAAAGCCCAGUAAUGGUUCAAAAUGCCCAGUCUGUAUCCAAAACGAAAGGAUCCAAAACUUAACGAAUUUUAUUUAUUUAUUAUGAAGGGGGAGGGGGUUGGGGGUGAAACCAACUUAGCCUGGAGGCAUGUCCAUAAUCCACUUUACAUUCAUUCUGUAAGAGAGGUGACCAUUUUGUAAGUUUUUUAAAUUUUGUGUUCAAUAUAUGAAAUGUCAUCUUUUUUUUUAAUUUAGGGAUGGGUCUAAAAAUGCUAGUGCAUAUAUAAAGUGUUGUCUGUACAGGUGGCCCAUACCUAACAAGAGGGAAGGAGACUUUGUGGGGUGUGGGGGGGAGAGCAAAAAAAAAAAAAUAAGCCCAAGGCAACUGUAGUGCCUGAUUUGAAAGAGCUCUUAAGUUAGCCUUGGUUUUUUUUGAAGUGGCAUCUUUCAUUUGAAAGUGGCAUUUUCUCCUUGCAGCUGUUGCUGUUUUUAUUUCUAUUUCUCACUGCAUCUGAUGGUCCAGCAGUUGGCUUCCAUUAAAGGCAUGUUGUAUAGGGCCAUUGGUAGAUGCUCUGCUUCUUGGAACACUUUUAUCAGAGGCAAAUGUUGAAAAAAACCCCACAAACCCAGCUCCAGAGCAACUGAUGGAAAAGUGUCUCCCUUCUCCUCUUUCCUCUUCCAAUGUCUUCAUUACUAUUCCUUCAGAAAUGGCGGGGAGGGGGAGGGAGGGAAAUCUCUUAGAAUAAACUAGUUUGUUGGCUUUGAAGGGGUCUCAUUAUAUUAGAAAAAAGAGUUCACUUGGCUGGCUGCUUGCUUUGUUCCAGACAUGUAACCAUAGUUGACGUCACACCGGUGGGAUUUGUGUCAGCUUCUCUGGUACUGAGGAAAUCUUUGCAGCUUGUCACAGAGUCCUUAUCUGAAUGUGAUAAGUUCUAACAAGAUUAAUAUUUUGAAAAGAGUCCCUUCUGCCCAUAUCUUGCCCUACCCACAGACUGCAUAACAAGCGCUAUUUUGUGCUGGGGCUCACAGUUAUGUGUGGGCCAUUCAGGGGACUCCUGCUUUCUUAGUGCAUUGCAUUAGAAGGAAACCAUUGUCGUGGAACACAAACUGUAGGAAGAAAGUACUAUUUUGUGUGAAGGUUUGCACAGCACAAACACCAUUUCCUUUGUUUUGGCUGGGCCACCCAUAUUCUGCCCUUGGGGUAUCCUGCAUUUGCUGUGAGGAUGGAUAGGUGUCAUGCUGUCAAUAAGUGCCCAUUGCUUGGGGUUGGGGAGGUCUGGUCAGGCAGAUGACCAGACCUGAAAGGGCUUCUUGCUGAUAUUCUGCCAAUAUUUUUCCCAGUAACCUCAAGGGCACAUUCAGAAAAAACGUAGUCUUAAAAAGUGACACUAUCAGGGUCAGCAGUUUGGCCCUCAGGCUGAAUUCCGAUGAUUGUAUAAGCCUUUUGCCCAUGCUGGCUCAAGGGCUUGGCUUUGCACAAUACCACCUAUUUAAAAUCAACCCCCUACUUCUAGGUUGAUCUGACCUGGCAGUGUGGCCUGUCUCUGGAAGAAUUCAGAAACAUGGGGAAAGGACUGCUGGAGCUGUGGGGUAGGAGGCCUCAUGGGCUUCCUUUCCUCUCAGUGCUCCAAUCUCUGAAAGUGACAACAUGAGAGUUGUUUCACAUAGCAAUACAAAUCGUGCCCUGCACCCACUGCAUGAACAUUGCUGCUCUAAGUUUCCAGGUUUGCAUGCAAGUCUACCUUUUUCUCAAAGCCCAGAAGGCCUUUGGGUAGUGUACCAUUUACAUUUUUUUUUCAAAAUGUCAUGAAAAGAUUGUUUAUUGGACAGCACCUCUAGAUCUUGUUCAUUGCUGAAUAUUGUAACAUCGUUGCUGGGUUUCACACUGCAUGGGAAAUUUUUUUUUUACUGUGAGCUUUGACAAGGACCCUGAAGAGUGGUGGUGACAAUGUGCCCGAUCCAUAAAGCAGGCGGUGUGUUUGCUGGAAGCAAGUAUAUCACACCCUUGUUGCAGCCAGGUGGGUAUUAUAGGAAGGAAGUUAGAGUGACAAAGCUAGAGGAGAGGCGAUUAGUGAGCCACCACACAGGCAUUGCUCAGGGUAACCUUUGUAGAUUUGGGACCUGUUUAUAAUACAUAAAAUAGGAAGCUCUGCAUUAUUCUCACUGGUUUGUUCUGACAGCUUUAAUGAUGUCAAAAUCACCUGGGUCGAUGAUGACUAGAGAACAUACUCUGUAGUACUUUCCACAAACUGUACCCAAAUUCAACAUUAUUGCCACUGUAGUGCUGUGCACCACUUUUGGCCAAUAUAGCAUAAAAGUCAUUUUUUUAAAUUUGCUCAAGCUUGGGCAAGUGCUGCUGAGGAUGACCAACUAAGCAUUGCCCUGUCACAUCAUUUCAGAGUCUGUUUGUAUCCCUGUACCUAUUUACCACUUUUCAUAACCAACAGAAGCCAAAAGUUGAUCGCUUCUAGGGACUUUUUUCCAUCUUGGCAGGCCCCAUUCUUGCAGCCUGCAUCAGGCCCGCCAUUAACAGAGCGGCACCUUCAAGAUGGCUGCUAGGCAACAAGGAAAGGCUGUGUUAGAUAGGAAAGGUGGAAUUUUAGAGUGGUGGUAAAGAUUGUCCAACAGCUGGUGCCUCAAGAAUUAAUUCUCGGGAGGAAAUUCGUUUGGAGUCAGAGUUACAGGCAGGGGAAUUGUAUUUUAAAGUGCCAAAGAACAGCAACUGAACAGAUGUGUUGUGUUUUGGAGCUGGGAUCCCCAUGUGCAGAGUUAUAAGCCCUGGUUAGUUUUCUUUAUUUUGACUCUGACAGGAACCAGGCCAUGGUGUGUUUUGUUUUGUUUUUAAAUGAUCCAAAUGUAAUCACUCGGAGAAGAGGUGCAGAUUCCCUCCUGCCUACUUCAGUUCAGCUAUAGCUUCCUCCUGGCUCUGGUUGUAGUGUGUUUGAAUCAGUCUUCCAUAGACAGUUCAUACUUCCAGCCUCUUAUAACUUAAUGGCUUAAGCAAAAAACAAAAGGACAAUCAGGAAUCUCUGGGCUGUUCUCCAAAAGAAGAAAAAGCCAUUGCUGUUUUUUGUUUUUUUGUUUUGAGUUUAAAAAUUCCCUUUUUAAAAAAAACUUAUGUUUUCAGAAUUGUGAAAUUGAUCAACUUACCUACAUUCCAAAUUUGGGGGGGUAUAUAUACCCUCUUACCAUCCUUUUAAAAAAGUAUUUCUCUGGAAGUUCUGUUCUUCAAGAGAGAUCUCAUGCUUGCUAAUUGAUGUUGAACAGAUUAUUUGGCCUCAACUAGAGAAUCCCCCACCAUUUGUAGCUCUCAAAGCUCUUUCAGGACACAUCGAGUGACAUGUACCCAAAGAAAUGCUCCCCCCACCCCAUUCUCAUUGUACUCCCCAGGGAUGUCUAAAUUCUAUCCAUGUUGUACAAUCUCGCAUGUUUAUAGAAAUGCAAACAAUGGACCUUCCAAAGGUGUGAGCAAUCAGACACCAGGCUAGAGGUCUGCGGUACACACACACACCAGAAUGCUGAGUGCCAUCAACUGCUGGGGCCAUAGCACUGUGUCACCACAACUGUGUGCGAAGGAGAACAUACAAGUCUUCUGCUUACCAUGCAACAGGGAUAAAGUUUGUGUAAUGGAAACUUCCUAUACUCUUGCAGUGAGGAUGGGUAUUGCUUGAUAUUAUCUCUGUUCAUCACAUUGGAAGCUUAAUUCUUGGCAACAGUGUGCAUGCCCAGGUUUGCUUAUCAAACACAACUGUAAUUUUGCACAUGGACUGAGAAGUAGCAAAUGGAAGAGACAUUUGAAGCCCUGUUGGUUUAGCUAUUUCCUCCCUCUUUCAUCUUCCAUGUCUUUGUUAGUCAUUCGGCUUUCUUGGCAGAAAAACCGGUCUUCAGGGCAUAUAUGCUGCUGUGCAUAUCUAGCAAAUUUUUGAAAUGUCUUCUGGUUGGAGCACUUUGCCUCCAGAAUUAUUCAUCCACGGGGAAUCUCCCAUUCCCACAAAUAAGGUUCACUGUGAUCGGCUCAUGGCCGUUUGCCAAGGCGAAGGAGACAUGAUUGCUCCAGAAAUAAGGCCAGCCGAGUUGCUCUCAGUCAUGUCAGGGAGGCCAAAUAUUUAGGAUAGGGCCCCAUUCUCAGUUGGCCAGCCGCUCAAAUCAGAUACAAGUUUUGUUGAGGGACGGGAAAGGAGAGAGCUCACAUCCUCGGGCAGGAGUCCUUAGUUCUUUCCCUUUCUUUUAGUGUAAUUCUGGCAUGCUGGGGAAAAAUGUUCCACAUUCAAUUGCAUGCAACUAACUUGCUGUCAGUCCAGACCUAGGUGCUGGUUGCCAAGGGAACGCUGGCAUUGAGGCCUCUUGUUUCCUCAGCACAGCAUGCAGUGUUUGUGAGGGGUUGAGCAGCAAUGGCACAGUUUAGGGGAGAGUGGGUGUUAAUUACCCCCUGAUUUGCUAAUACUCAUUCCUGUAACACUCUCUGCACUGGGUUCCUUUUCCCAGUGAGAGGGUUCAUUUAAAUCCCUGGCACUCUGAAAAGAGGUCUAGAAAAGGGAGCACACUGCCUCCCACCUUCAUUGUCCAAGGUCCUCUUUUAAGUGUCCUGUCUUUUUUAAAAUAUAAGCAAAUGGGAGUUGGGAAUUCAGCACUGAAACCAUCUUCCAGUACUAAAUGGGGGAGGGGGGCUCCUGCUUCCUUUCCCCCCUCUUCUUUUGACCCAAAGGAGCAUAGCAGUGGUGGCUGGCUUAUCUAAGGCCUGGUGCCAAUUUAACAUUUCUUGACCUCCUGGCUAGGUACCUGUAAUCAGGAUUUGAAACCCGAGUUUGAAACUGGUUAGUAUUAACCAUAGCAGAGGUCGAUGCCAAUUGUAAGUGUGGACCAUAGAUAAGAUGGGGGAGGAGUAUUUGGGAAAGGGAGCACAGAAACCUUAACAUACUCUAGAUCUCUUGGGGGGAGAGGGGCUGUCUAAUGAGAGAGAGAGAGAUCCAGAAGAAUCCACCAUUAAAGCUGGUUAAAAUGUUGCAGCAUUCAGUGACUUGUGCCUGUUUCCUCUGUUGUAGCUGGAAAGGGGCAGUUGAAAACAGUGCUGGGUUGAGGAGGGGGGGUUCUGUAUAUUUCCAUCACAGAAUAUUGGAAACAUACUUGGGGUACCAGCCCCCCUCCCUUCUGGAAAACCAGCUGUGAUUCUGUCUUAAGAGCUGUGAAGGGUUUUUGUCUCCAUUUAUUUUCCCACCCAUCUCCACCAUUCCUCUCUGUUUUGUUCUGUUGGUAAAUCCAGAAGCAGAUUUUUUUUUCAAGCAACAAUAGCUGCAAAUAAACAUUAAAAGGCCAAGAAAUACCCCACCAGCCCAUGGGACUCCAGAGUAUUAAACGCAGCAUGCACUGCCCCCUCUCUGUGGGGCUGCUCUGAAGCAGCCUAAUAUGAUUAUUAUUUUUAAUUUGAUCUUGCAUGUUAAAAGCAAGGUGCAUGUAAUAAGGAGGGGAGUCCACAAUGGGUCGUCCAGGCUUCAGGAAGAAAGGCGCUUUCACCCGUUUCAGAGAACCUUUUCUACUGUGGGGCCAUCUCAGACUGCCACAGACCACUCACCUCGUCCCUGAGUGACCUAAACUAGCCAGAUUCUCCCUACUGGGGCACCACAACAGCUUUGCUCAUCCCAUCGGAAGUGGAAUCGUAAGCCCUGGGAACGCCUGGUGAGGACUUGAGGUUCUUGGUUCUGAAGUAUUGUUUGCCCAUUGCCUGGAGACUGCCUCCUUUAUUUUUCUUGCUCUCUCUUUUUUUUUUAGUUAUGUUUAAAGAAGAAUGGUGAAAAAUGUUAUUUAUUGGCAGAAAUUAUUUAAUAUAAUUUCUCUUUUGUGAACAAGGAAUGAAUUUGUUAGAACUGUCUUAAUGUAAAUUGGAAAGUCAUCUUUAAGAAAAAAAUUAAAAAUUAAAUGACA
This is a messenger RNA of Sphaerodactylus townsendi, 7777 nucleotides long. It is a transcript of the gene PPP3CC, whose product is annotated as protein phosphatase 3 catalytic subunit gamma. The record is from RefSeq and is a predicted model, not a curated record. Gene Ontology annotation, biological process: calcineurin-mediated signaling. Bases 326 to 1891 code for a protein of 521 amino acids. Gene Ontology annotation, molecular function: calmodulin-dependent protein phosphatase activity; calmodulin binding. NCBI's taxonomy places the organism in Eukaryota, Metazoa, Chordata, Lepidosauria, Squamata, Sphaerodactylidae. Gene Ontology annotation, cellular component: calcineurin complex; cytoplasm. The transcript is spliced from 15 exons.